GGUGGGCUGCCGUCUCUGGGGUCGCACAGAGUUGGACAUGACUGAAGCGACUUAGCAGCAGCAGCAGCAGCAGCAGCAGUGUUUUGGUGGGGAACUUAUGCAUGAAGCUUGGAGUGGAGAUGUAUGUAGAAGUCACAGUAGGCAUGGGAUUUGGGGCCAUGAAUGUGGAUAGGUUUUCCUGCAUGGAUAGAGUGAGAAGAGAAAGCUAGUGACAUAAUCUUAAGGGCAUAACAAUAUUUAAAGGUGUGGUAAAUAAAGAAGACCUUGAAAGAAGACAAAGCAUUGACCAGAUUUAACAGGAAAACCUGGACAGUUAUUUCUGAAAUCAAAGAAAGAGCAGCUUAAAAGUCAGAGUGGUUAACAGUGCUUAGUGUUGCAAAGGGGUCAGGUUAGAUUGCACGCUUCAUGUAGUGGUUGAAGUCGGCUUGUAUUGGGGUUUUUGGAGUGGGUAGAAAGGAAAUGUAAACAGUAAAAACUACUUUGAAGAGCAGGAGUGGCUAGAGAAAGGUGUGCAGUCAAGGAAGAGUUAUAAUUAUGUGUUUUCUUAAAAAGAAGAUUUGCUUAAACAAGUUACAGAGGAAAAAAUGCUAGCAGAGAGUAAGGAUACCACAGUAAAGGAGUAAUUAGUGAAUUGAUGUGACUGAGUUGGUGGCAGGAGGUGGAAAGUAUAUUUGAAGGUGGGGUUUCCCAUGGGUAGUCGAAUGAGCUAUUCUGCCCCUGUGAUAGGAGAUAGCAGAGAGGAUGUGGGUUAGCAGACCAGAAAAGGAGAGUCAUGAUGGUUUGAAAAGACCAUGGUUGAGAAAACUCAGACUUUCUACUUCUAGAUUACUAUGUAGUUGGCAGCUGAAAACAGCACUUAAUGGAUAUCAUCACAUAGUACAACAGAGAAUGAAGCAGUCUCCUGAUCUAGUGAGUUUUAUGAUGGAGUUGAAGAUGGUUUUGGAAGCUGCUUUAAAGAAUAAAAAAGAACCAUAUGUAUUACCUUCUCCUCCCAAGUUCUACUCAAGCCUUAUUGGAGAAAUAAGAACUCUUGGUUGGGAUAAGCUUGUGUAUGUGGAUCCUUGCUUUAGUACCAUCAAGUUAAAAGCAGAUGUUUCUGGUAGAGAGCAUCUAAUCACUGUCAAGUUGAAGGCGAAGUACCCUGCAGAAUCACCAGAUUGUGUUGUGGAUAUUCCUGUUCCAUUUUCUGUUUCCUGGACACCACAGAGCUCCUUAAUAAGCAUUUAUACUCAGUUUUUGGCAGCAUUGGAAUCACUGAAGACAUUCUGGGAUGUUAUGGAUGAAAUUGAUGAGAAGACUUGGGUACUUGAGCCAGAAAAACCUACACGGAGUGCUACAGCACGCAGAAUUGUAUUGGGGAAUAACGUUUCAAUAAAUAUAGAGGUAGACCCCAGGCAUCCCACCAUGCUUCCUGAGUGCUGUUUUCUUGGAGCUGACCAUGUGGUAAAACCCCUGGGAAUUAGGCUGAGCAGAAACAUACAUUUGUGGGAUCCAGAAAACAGUCUGUUACAAAAUUUGAAAGAUGUUUUAGAAAUUGACUUUCCAGCUCGUGCUAUCCUGGAAAAAUCUGAUUUUUCUAUGGAUUGUGGGAUUUGUUAUGCCUAUCAACUUGAUGGUGCCAUUCCUGAUCAAGUGUGUGAUAAUUCACAAUGUGGCCAGUCUUUCCAUUAUAUAUGCUUAUAUGAGUGGUUGAGAGGACUACUGACUAGUAGACAGAGUUUUAACAUCAUAUUUGGUGAAUGUCCGUAUUGUAGUAAGCCAAUUACCUUGAAAAUGUCUGGGAGAAAAGCCUGAAAUAAGAAUGCAGCAUUCCUGUGAAGAGCUAGAAACUUAAAUUAUCAAAAGGAUUUUAUUUGAUAACUUCAGAGAAAAUAUAAAGCAAGACAUACUAAUAUCAAAAGAACAAUAAUGGUGAAGCUAUAAUAAUAUAUAUCUAAUUUUAUCUCUUCGCUAAAUGUAAACUGGGACACUGUAAACCAAAAUCCUGUAGAACUGUCUAAUUCUGUGACCUCCAUACCAGUUGUAGAAGGGUUUGUGUACCAAGAUGGAGAGCUUGACUUGUUGAACAUAUCUGGAUUGGUAAAAUCUUGAUGGGUUUCAUAAAAUGAAUUUGGGAAUUGUAUACAGCUGGAUUCAUGUGGAGAACUUUUUACAUCAUUUUGAAAUUCUUGAGACUCACAAUAUUUUUGUCUUCUUCUUGUGCUUUCCUAUGAGAAAAUACAUAUUUAUUAUGUGUUAGGUUUGAGGUAUUCAAGUAUUUUAGUGUACUCUUUUAAGAAUGCUAAAUUAAAUGUGUUACAUAAGAUCAA
Bubalus bubalis (water buffalo) is the source of this 2309-nucleotide messenger RNA. RefSeq names its product FA complementation group L (gene FANCL). Bases 742 to 1794 code for a protein of 350 amino acids. The transcript is spliced from 13 exons. Gene Ontology annotation, molecular function: ubiquitin protein ligase activity. The record is from RefSeq and is a predicted model, not a curated record. Lineage: Eukaryota; Metazoa; Chordata; Mammalia; Artiodactyla; Bovidae. Gene Ontology annotation, biological process: protein monoubiquitination; interstrand cross-link repair. Gene Ontology annotation, cellular component: nucleus; Fanconi anaemia nuclear complex.